AAAGAAGCAGACUCACCAUUUGCUCUGCACGCUGAGGGAGUUCACUUCAACAACCAGCUUUCUAAAAAAACAGGAGAAAAAAAACAAACUUGAAUUACUUUGGAAACAAACAGAGGGACUGAGAGAAGAAUUCAAAACCCAAAAGAAAAAGGAUUAGACUGAAGUCUUUGAAGGAAAACUUGUAGGCGGGAUUUUUCUGUUUGUGUGCAGGGUGAGCCUUGUGAAGUGAUUUCCUUGUCGGCAUAGUGAGGAAUAGGACAGAUUUAAAUGCUAUUAUGUAUGUUACUGCUGUAAUGGCAAACUCAACUUUCCAACUCAUUGAGGACUGUAACGCCACCAACAGGGCUCUGUAUAAGUUCUACGCGGCGAUCAUGAUCGUGAUCUUCAUCCUGGCUUUGCCUCUGAACGCCUCCGUCCUCCACCUCUUCAUAGUCAAGCUGAAGUUCUGGAAGUCCAACACCAACAACGUCUUCCUUUUCAACCUAGUGCUGGCCGACAUCCUGCUGCUCAUCUGCCUGCCAAUAAAGGCGCACAACUUCAUCCAAGGCGAGAGGAGGAGCGGGAACGAGGUGGUGUGCAAAGGGAUGCUCUUCAUGCUGUUUUUGAACCGAGGAGCCAGCAUCGCCUUCCUCACCGUCACCUCGGUAGAUCGGUAUUUCAACGUGGUGCACCCGGGGAGGAAGAAUUUCCUGAGGGCCCUCAAGAAGUCUCCUCUGAUCUCGAUCCUCAUCUGGCUGCUCCUCCUGCCCCUCACCAUCCCCACCAUGCUCAAGAACUUCGACUGCUGCAACAGCCACAAGAACGGCGACCCAAAAGAGGACACCUUGGUUAAGGAUGUGGUGGACAGUAUGCGAGAGGUGGUCUUCUUCACCCAGAUCGUCAUCCCCUUCGUCAUCCUGGUGUACUGCACGGUGCACAUCGUCAAACGGCUCAGGAUGAAGACCGUCGGGGACACUACCAAGCUGAGGAGAGCCGUGUUCCUGGUGACCUCCGUCAUGGUGGUGUUCUCCUUCUGCUUCCUGCCGUGCACCAUCGCCCGGAUGGUGCUGCUGAUCGCCCGCGUCGAGGAGUGGCCCGAGCACAAGCAGGACAAAGCCGCCGUGGCCUUCGACGGCCUCAUGGUCCUCUCCUACAUGGACUGUCUGCUGGAUCCGCUCGUCUACUGCUUCUGCAGCACCAAGUUCAAGGCUCUCUAUCUGACCAACUACUUCCCGUGCCUGGUGAAAAACAUUGCGAUCCCGCCGGACAGCUCAACAGGAAACACACCGAAUUCCACACGCAACGAUGUCAUUUAAAAUGAAAAAACAGAGGAGGUGAACCAACAGAUACUACCUGUGAUGGACAUGGUGUCCUAAAAACUGUACAUAUUUUAAGAAAGAGGACUUUGAUUAGAAGUGCAAAGAGAGAGGAUGAAAUGAUUUUAUUUUUGUUCAAAUCGAUUCUUAAAUCUGAGAAUUUAGAGGAACAUCUGUAAAUAGGAGGGGCAGCUGUGGUUUUGCCAAAGAGGGUUAAGUGGUGUAGCAGUGACUCAUCAAAUCAGUUUAUAAAGUAUGGAUGCUGGUGAACUUUAUCUGUAGUGAAACAUGAGGGUUUAUUUUCUGAGGGCCCUCAGCUUAAAGAAUGCACAUCUGUUUCUCGGUUUAUCUUGGACAGCGACAUAAGUUAUGAGUUAGAACCAUGAAAACUCCUUUGUAGUGUUUCAUGGCUAAAGAAAAAGAAAAUCAUAUCUGCCAGCUGAUACUGAUCUCACACAAAAAGUUUCCACUCUCUAAGUGUUUAACGGUAUCAGAUACUCCUCAGGAAAACUCAUAACUGCUCCAAUAGUUUGAAUGUAGAUGGUUAGAAACUCCAAAACCUAAGGGAGCUAUAAGGUGAAGAUUCUUUUCCCAGAGUUUUUACAUAAAUCAUAGGCAGGAUUUCUCUAACUUUAGAUUCCUUUAUGAGGAGUUAAACAUGUGUCCCCACCCUUAUUUGGCCCUAUUAUGUAAGAUUUAAUCCUAAAGGCCCCAUACAGGAAGCUAAUUAUUACAUAGCUGUUUAUACUGCGUGUACAGAGAGGUUGCUGACAUUUUUAGGUAUAUUUGUUUGUCUUUGGGAUAAUUUUUUGUAAAUGAAUUCUGAACCUAAAUGGCAAUUAGACAGAUAGAUAGAAAGAUAGAUAGAUGGAUAGAUAGAUACAUAGAUAGAUAGAUAGAUAGAUAGAUAGAUAGAUAGAUAGUUAGUUAGAUAGACAGAUAGAUAGAUAGAUAGAUACAUAGAUAGAUAGAUAGACAGAUAGAUAGAUAGAUAGAUACAUAGAUAGAUAGAUAGAUAGAUAGAUAGAUAGAUAGAUAGAUAGACAGAUAGAUAGACAGAUAGAUACAUAGAUAGAUAGAUAGAUAGAUAGAUAGACAGAUAGAUAGAUAGAUAGACAGAUAGAUAGAUAGAUAGAUAGAUAGAUAGUUAGUUAGAUAGACAGAUAGAUAGAUAGAUAGAUAGAUAGAUAGUUAGUUAGAUAGACAGAUAGAUAGAUAGAUAGAUAGAUAGAUAGUUAGUUAGAUAGACAGAUAGAUAGACAGAUAGAUAGAUAGACAGAUAGAUGGAGAGAUAGAUAGAUAGAUACUUUAUUGAUCCCGAGGGAAAUUCAAAGCAUCCAGUAGCAGGUUACAAAGACGUACAUGACAUGAAACAUUUGUUACAAAUUAACCUCAAAACCGACGCCCCCCAUAUAUUAACCCGAAAAAAAUAUUUAAGAAUACCCCUAGAUGAAUCCAACUUUUUUUAGCAAUGUUUAAAAAGAAGAAAAUUAUCAAAAAAACAGACAUUAAAUAACAGUCAGUGCAAACAUUAAAGGUGCAAUUUAAAUAAUUGAGGUUAAGGUUUAGCUCAGGAUAGCUCAGUUUUCUAAGAAGGCCAGGAGUCCCUUUUUAUUGCAAUCAGGGAAAUCUGAUCUGGACCUUAAAUUUUUGAAAGUCGUCAGUCGUCUCUCAACCAGAAGGUCGGGGGUUUGACCCCCAGCUCCUGAAGCUACAUGUCCAAUGUGUCCUUGGGCAAGACACUUAACCCCAAAUUCGUCAGCAGCGUAUGCAUGUGCAUGAAUGGGAUUAGUUACUUCUGAUGGACACUUUACACAGCAGCCUCUACCAUCAGUGUGUGAAUGUGUAGGAGAAGAAAAGCGCUACACAAGCUCAAGUCCUUUUAGCAUCUUGGCCGUUGUUGCUACAGUUUUUUUCCACUAAGUUUCCCAAAAAUAAGGCCAGCUGUUUAUCCUUAAUCCAUCUGACAAACUCACAAACAACAAGCGUCGAAAUCAUAAACUCCUUGGCUGGGGUGAGACAUUUCUAAACAAAAAAGUAGUCAAAAGUCAACAAGGUGUCAACAACCUCUAAAUGAACCCCCGCUCUCUGACUUAAGCAUUAAACCUUGACGACCAUUAAUCCAGUCAACAACAUGACGAGUUAAAAAAACUCCCCCUGAACUCCCUGUGCAACAGAAAUCAUGACUCAUUGCUUCAACCGACAUAACAUUUCUUUUCCCAGACUUAUUCACAUCAGUCACCUGGAUGGUCUCACUCACCUUGAUGACAUCAUUAACAGUAAUAAGACAAUGAACAGAGAGUGUGUUUGUGUGUGUGUGUUGUUCACUGUCUGCCUAUAAAUAGAUUUAUAGCUUACUCAUCAUGGAAUUGAUAAAUCAGCUAAAGGUCUGGUGAGUCAAGGUGAAAUAUUAUUUUAUUUUUGUUCACUCAUCUGUGUGUUAAAGACGCAUCACUGUGUAUCGUAAAGACAGUCAUCACUUUGUCACAGCCGGGUUUAAAUGUUGCAACAAGGCAAUGAGGCGUUUGUACUUUGGAAUACUUUCCAACUUUCUUGUCAAGAAGAAGAAAGGAUCAAAUCUAAAGAUCGACCACAUGAGGGAAAAUACUGACAGCUGAAAGGUUUUAGUGUUUCUGAGGGAGAGGCAGCCUCUCUUGAUAAAGUGUAACAAACACAUUUACACACACACGAGCGUAGUGUGGUAUGGACACUUUGAUAGUGAGAUAUACAGUCAGCUUCCUCCCACACUUUAACGCACUCCCUCACCCUCAACUCAACGAUUUUUUGUCUCUGCAAAUGGCACAUCAAGUGUUUGAAAACCUCUGCAAAUAUUUAAACAGUAGAAGAAGAACGAGUGUCUAGAAACACAUGAAAGUUUGACCUUAAACAGGACUAACGCUCCACACUUAAGUCUGCUUUAAUUUCUGUUUUUACUGUGAAGAUUAGUUGUUCAGUCAAUAAAAUGCAAGAAGGUGGUGAAAAAUGACAAUCAGGGUUUUUGAGUUCAAGGUGUCCUGAUGCGUCUUAUUUUGUUAAGAUAUUCAGUAGAGUCAUAACGAAAAGAAGGAAGCUGGUUUAAAGAAUUGGGCCUUUUUCUACAAAAUACAUUUUUUAAAAGAGGUGUAAAUAAUUAGUAGAAAAGUGAUUGGGUUGUUUUUUUGGGGGACUUUUAAUCUGCAGGUACCAAAGUUUACAAGCAACCACAAUAAUGAUUCCCCGCAGGUUAUUUUGUAUUCAGUUUGACAGAUUAGACCUGAGCAGAGCUUUAUUUUAUGAGUAAUAUAUAUAAAUAUUGUUAUUUUAAAUUUUAUUUGUACAUUUUAUUUCAUUCAAACAAACAAUAAAGUUAAGAAAAACAAACAUAAAAUCUCAAAUGUUGAUUGAAAAGGAGCAGAAAGAAGACUAAUCUUAUAAUAUCUGCUCCUCUGUUUGUGCAGUCAAUAUAUUUUUACUAAAAUUAAAAAGCCCAGUAACAACUUAUUAGGUUCCUUUUUCUUUAACCUUUCAUCAAAUAUAUCAUGUCGAGUAAAAUAAAGUGUCACUGUAUCAUAUUCUUGGUGCACACUUCUUCUUCUGAAUAUUUAUUAGAUACAGUUUUUUUUAUUUUUGUUGUUAAUUUGUGUUUCAACAAAGGUUUUAGAUAUCAUCCCUUCGUGAUAUUAUCACCGUCAGUUCGUAGAGGAGGUUGUCAGUAGUUUUAUGCUGUUUGUCAUUUUGUUACAGAAAUGUAAAAACAGAGCAGGGGUCACAUUCACAUUUGGAACAGUGUAACUAUCUGCUUCGUCUUGUGUGUGUUUUUAAAUUCUACAGCGAUAUGUGAAUGUGAAUAAAUAUAUUUUUUUAUCUUUA
Labrus mixtus (cuckoo wrasse) is the source of this 5144-nucleotide messenger RNA. Its product is annotated as 12-(S)-hydroxy-5,8,10,14-eicosatetraenoic acid receptor-like. Gene Ontology annotation, biological process: G protein-coupled receptor signaling pathway. Bases 276 to 1295 code for a protein of 339 amino acids. The record is from RefSeq and is a predicted model, not a curated record. Gene Ontology annotation, cellular component: membrane. The transcript has 2 exons. Lineage: Eukaryota; Metazoa; Chordata; Actinopteri; Labriformes; Labridae. Gene Ontology annotation, molecular function: G protein-coupled receptor activity.